Messenger RNA from Habropoda laboriosa, 1585 nucleotides. RefSeq names its product sialin-like (gene MFS10). Gene Ontology annotation, molecular function: transmembrane transporter activity. The record is from RefSeq and is a predicted model, not a curated record. Gene Ontology annotation, biological process: transmembrane transport; monoatomic anion transport. Bases 197 to 1585 code for a protein of 462 amino acids. The transcript is spliced from 6 exons. Lineage: Eukaryota; Metazoa; Arthropoda; Insecta; Hymenoptera; Apidae.
GACAACAAACGACAGUGUACUUAGUGUACGUCGUAUUGCUGUUAAAGUUUGUUUCGACUGUUGCAGCAUAUUAAGUAUUAUUUAUGCCGUAAAUGAACGAAUCACAGUUAUGUGAAACUAUAAAAUAUUUUCAAUGCAUGAGAUAGGAAAUAAAUUAAUGUGAAAGUGUCGACUGUCCACAAAAUAACGCACAAACAUGGAAAUACUAGAUCCUAGUGUUUCAAGAGACGAUCAGCCUUUGUGCACCAAUGAUUCUUUGGAAACAGUUUUGCAAUCAGAUACACCAACUGAUACAAAAUCAUGUAUGAAAGCGAGACAUACAUUGGGUUUAUUAGGAUUUUUAGGGUUUGCUCUUGUAUAUGCUAUGAGAGUGAAUUUAUCUGUAGCUAUUGUUUCAAUGGUUAAUCAAACAGCAGUGCCACAUAGUGAUGAUAAUAGCACCAUAGACGUUUGUCUUAAUGACAAUCCUAUUAAUGGAACAUUUACACCAAGUGCAGGAGAAUUUAAUUGGGAUGAAAAAACACAAGGUGUUAUAUUGGGUGCUUUUUUCCUUGGUUAUGUAACUACAAAUGUCCCAGGUGGUAGAAUGGCAGAAAAAUUUGGUGGAAAGUUAAUAUAUGGAUUAGGAGUAUUUUUGACUGCAGUUCUUACUGUAAUUAGCCCCUUUGCAGCAUAUGCAGGAUUGAUACCAUUUUUAGCUGUACGAGUGGCAGAAGGAUUUACAGAGGGUGUUACAUUUCCUGCUAUGUAUAGUAUGGUAGCACACUGGAUACCUCCUUUGGAAAGAAACAAAUUUGCUGCUGUAGUAUAUGCAGGUACAAACUUUGGAACUAUUAUAUCCUUACCAAUGAGUGGAUGGCUGUGUUCAUUAGAACUUUGGGGUGGGUGGCCCCUUGCAUUUUAUUUAUUUGGAGGUCUUGGCAUUAUAUGGUAUGCAUUUUGGUUGAUUUUUGUAUUUGAUACACCUGCGCAACAUACAAAAAUUGAUCCUCUUGAAAGAGCAUACAUUGAGAGUACUGUGGAAAAGGAAGAUGAGGACAAUGACCCAGGAUUUCCUUGGUUAUCAGUAUUUACAUCAUUGCCAAUGUGGGCUAUAACUAUUACACAAUGUGGACAGUCAUGGGCAUUUUAUACUCUUUUGACAGAAUUACCAACAUAUAUGGGCAAAAUUUUGCAUUUUGAUGUACAACAAGAUUCAUUUCUUUCAGCACUGCCUUAUUUAACUUCUUGGUUAGUCGGACUUGGUAUUUCAAGUUUCGCAGAUGCCCUCCUUGCCAGUCAGCUUUUAUCUCCUUUAGCAUCAUUUAAGUUAUGGAACACAGUGGCUACGUUAGGACCCAGUCUCAGUUUUAUUGGCGCUAUUUGGGCUGAGUGUGAUAGUGUUAUGGUUAUGAUAAUGCUCGCUGGCUUAGGAUCUCUACAGGGUGCAAUGUACGCAGGAAAUCAAAUGAAUCACAUUGCUUUAGCACCACGAUAUGCGGGAACUCUUUAUGGACUUACAAAUGCUGCAGCAAAUGCUUGUGGAUUUUUAGCACCAUAUAUUAUUGGAAGAAUAGUCCAAGGACAUGUUAGUAUAAUAAAAUAA